CAUAUGUGUUGGUUGGUGUACUAUAAAACACCGUUUGGUUGAAGCAGCCUCGGUCUUGGUCUUGACUCUUGUCCGAAAAGGAAAGAGAGAAGAUUCAAACCGAGUACGCGUUGGUUUAUGGUUGCAUCAUGAUCAUGCUCAUGACGUGGACAUUCCUCUGAUAAAACCAACACAACCACACAACACAACCCCAUCUUCACGCUUUCUCAACGGAGUAUUCAGCACAACUUUUUUAGACUCAUCUUUGUUUUUUUCUUCUUUACUCGUUUCACCCACCUUCUGAGGUGACCAUUGGAAGCAAGUGAUACUAUUUGACUUUUGAAGCUCCUUAUACUUCAUUUAGCUAUGACUUGUUUUCCUUUAUUUUCCAGUAAGUCAUCAUCUUCAGCAAGAAAAGACCCAGAAAUUGGUGAAGGCAUUCAUAAUGUUAAACUCUACUCCUACAAACAAUUAAGAAAUGCCACUGAUGACUUCAGUCAAGCCAAUAAAAUUGGAGAGGGUGGUUUUGGUUCUGUCUACAAGGGACGACUUAAAGAUGGAAAAGUUGCUGCAAUAAAAGUUCUUGCAGCAGAAUCAAGACAAGGAGUGAAGGAGUUCUUGACAGAGAUUAAUGUAAUCUCAGAGAUAGAGCAUGAAAAUUUGGUCAAGUUAUAUGGUUGCAGUGUUGACAAAAAUAGCAGAAUAUUAGUCUACAAUUACCUUGAGAAUAAUAGCCUGUCACAAACUCUUCUAGGUGGAAAUCACAAUAAAAUGUACUUUGAUUGGCGAACAAGAUGUAAAAUAAGUAUUGGUAUUGCUCGUGGACUGGCCUAUCUUCAUGAAGAAGUAAGGCCUCAUAUUGUUCACAGGGAUAUAAAAGCAAGCAACAUCCUCCUUGAUAAAGAUCUUACACCCAAAAUUUCAGAUUUUGGUCUUGCAAAGCUUAUUCCAGCAAACAUGACUCAUGUUAGCACCCGAGUAGCAGGAACAAUAGGUUAUUUGGCACCCGAGUAUGCAAUAGGGGGGAAGCUAACAAGGAAAGCAGAUGUUUACAGCUUUGGUGUCCUCCUUGUGGAGAUAGUCAGUGGAAGAUGUAACACGAACACACGAUUACCAAUAGAAGAACAAUUUCUUCUAGAGAGGACUUGGGAACUUUAUGAGAGAAAGGAAUUGGUGGGACUGGUAGAUACAUCACUUGACGGGGAAUUCGAUGCCGAGCAGGCUUGUAAGUUUAUGAAGAUUGGUCUUCUUUGCACUCAGGAAUCGCCAAAGCUUCGGCCAUCAAUGUCUUCUGUGGUGAAGAUGCUCACUGGAAAAAUAGAUGUUGAUGACAGUAAGAUAACAAAACCUGCCUUAAUUUCUGAUUUCAUGGACCUCAAAGUAAGAAGGAACGAAGAAAGUAGUAGUUAUGUGAAGAAUUCAUCUACCUACGAUACAUACUCUUCUUCAGACAACCAUGACACUACCAUGUCUUCUGUCACAACUACAACUUUUGCUGCAGUAUAUGAUGAAAGCAUGAGCAUGUGAACAUCAACACAUGUUGAUUUCUCCUUUAGUAA
Messenger RNA from Vigna umbellata (rice bean), 1538 nucleotides. Its product is annotated as Protein kinase superfamily protein. Gene Ontology annotation, biological process: protein phosphorylation. NCBI's taxonomy places the organism in Eukaryota, Viridiplantae, Streptophyta, Magnoliopsida, Fabales, Fabaceae. The record is from RefSeq and is a predicted model, not a curated record. Gene Ontology annotation, molecular function: ATP binding; protein kinase activity.